This is a messenger RNA of Sabethes cyaneus, 417 nucleotides long. RefSeq lists its product as uncharacterized. NCBI's taxonomy places the organism in Eukaryota, Metazoa, Arthropoda, Insecta, Diptera, Culicidae. The record is from RefSeq and is a predicted model, not a curated record. The transcript has a single exon. Bases 1 to 417 code for a protein of 138 amino acids.
AUGAGAGAACUCUCAACAGAUUUGGGUGUCGACGAUAAUUUGUUAAGAAUGUUGUUCGUUAAGCGACUUCCACCAAAAAUUCAACCGAUUUUAGCGUGCCAUGAGGGGACAAUUGAGAAGCUUGCAGAGAUGGCAGAUACGAUCACCGAUUGCUCCAACGGUCAGCUUUCUGCAGCAGAGAUAGUCCGCGACGAGCAAGUAUCCAGCAACAAUAGCAAGCUGGUCGAGCAAAUCGACCUUCUUACAGCAGAAAUUCGUCGGCUAAAAGCUCCCGGUCCUACACGAAGCAGAUCCUUCUCACGAAACAGAAAUGUUUCGCGCUCGCCAUCACGGCCUGGUAUUUGCUGGUAUCAUCGAAAUUAUGGUAACGACGCACGACAGUGCCGUGAACCGUGCUCUUGGAAUUCAAAAAACUAA